Molecule: messenger RNA, 1508 nt
Organism: Notolabrus celidotus (New Zealand spotty)
Lineage: Eukaryota; Metazoa; Chordata; Actinopteri; Labriformes; Labridae
Product: retinol dehydrogenase 8
Exons: 8
Coding region: 399-1325 (308 amino acids)
Biological process (GO): estrogen biosynthetic process
Cellular component (GO): cytoplasm
Molecular function (GO): estradiol 17-beta-dehydrogenase [NAD(P)+] activity
Source: RefSeq, a predicted model, not a curated record
GUAAAUCAAUGACCGACGUAUACUCAUUAAGAAAGUUCUCAUUUAGGUUUGAGGCUCAGCGUAAAGACAGACAAGUUGACGUAGCUUAACAUCUGGUGAGACUUUCAAAAUAAAGAAACCAGUGGACAUAAUUUGCCCAUGAUUAAACAGAAAAGGUUAAUGUGUAUUAUGUUAAUGUUCUCAAUUAGUCUAUGCAAAAAUACAUAAAAUGUUGUUCUGUCAAAAUGAACGAGCUGUCUUCAAGAAGAACUACAACUCCCACAUAUCGAGUCGGCCCAGUGUCCCAUUUAGUCCUUUUUAUAUGAGCUGUUUAGGAGGACGUCUGCUGCUCGCUCUACAGCAUUUUUGACUGAGCACUCAGGAUCCACCUGAGUCUUGAGGUCAGAGGUCACAGCGCCAUGGGAACCAGGAGGGUGCUAAUAACAGGAUGCUCCUCUGGCAUUGGCUUAGCUGUAGCUGCGCGUCUAGCCAAGGAUGAGCUAAGACGGUUUAAAGUGGUAGCCACGAUGAGGGACCUCGAGAAACGGGGGCCCUUGGAAAAAGCAGCAGGUGUCUCCCUAAACAAAACCCUGGAGAUCAAACAGCUGGAUGCCUGUUGUGAAGCCUCCAUCAGAGAUUGUGUCAACAGCCUGCCAGACAGACGGGUGGAUGUUCUUGUGAACAAUGCUGGGGUUGGAAUGAUUGGACCUCUGGAGUGCCAAAGUAUCCCUGACAUGAAGGAGCUCUUCGACACAAACUUCUUUGGCCUGGCACGGCUGGUGAAGGAGUUGCUUCCUGACAUGAAGCGCAGGAAGAGCGGCCAUAUUGUGGUGAUGAGCAGUGUCAUGGGAAUUCAGGGGCUGCUUUUCAAUGAUGUUUACUCCGCCUCCAAAUUUGCUGUGGAAGGAUUCUGUGAAAGUCUGGCAGUACAAGCGAUGAAGUUUAACAUCAAGACGACUCUAGUGGAGCCUGGCCCUGUAGUGACAGAGUUUGAAAGGAAAGUGUAUGAGGAUGCCGAAAAGAUGGACCUAACAGGGGCAGACGAGGAAACUGCCAAAAUCUUCCGUGAAGUCUACCUCCCGUACUCCAAAAAGAUUUUUGCCUCACUAGGCCAGACACCUGAGGAAGUGGCGGAGCAAACUCUUAAAGUGAUAACAGCCAAGGAGCCCCCUCUGCGUCAUCAGACCAACCGCCUCUACAUGCCCCUGACAGCCCUGAAGCAUGCAGACCCAACUGGCCGUCUGCCUCUGGACACCUUCUAUAAGAUGACCUUUAAUCAUGACCGAGUGUUCAGUGCUUCUCUUGGAGUGCUGCGCCUACUGCAAGGGAAAUCAAAGAAGAUAUAAAGAUUUCACUGUCAAGUUUCACAGACUAUAAAUGCUGAUAGCUACGUAUUGUCACAAUUUUUAGGUACACUGUUGGACUGUAAAGUAACAGACAUUUCCCCCCGGAAGGCAGAGAUCUUUGUACAAACAAAAUAAUCUGGUCUGUGCAGAGAAGAAAAUAAAAAAAUUGAUUUGAAAAGAUAA